CUUCCAACCAGUUGUUGUUCAAAGUGCAAAGGGUCAAUUGGGGUUAGCAUGCCGUGUGUGGGUUGAGAAUAAAUUUUCAUUGGCCAGUUCGCUUGAAUGAAUGGGUUAUCACACCAUUUUGAUCUUUUUUUGCCCGCUUACUGAGGGAACCCGCCUUACUACAUAAAUACAGUCAAUCUUGUACUUUUCCCCACUCGUUUGUUACUACUCCCACUAUGCGUGCUUAUUACUACGACAACACCGAAUUGGACCAAAGAGAAGUCCAUGAUUCCGGAAAACCAGUAUCGGUCGACCAACUGAGUCAAGUUGGUGUCCUGUACUGGCGCAUUACGGGUGACAAUGCCAUUGAAGAAUUAGACAAGGUUGCUGCCGAACGUUCUUACAAGAACCGAGAUCAGAUUGUUGUCUCUCCUGAGGCCAUGGGUGAGAUUUACGAGACCAAGGUCAAGAGCUUCUUUGACGAGCAUCUCCACGAAGACGAAGAAAUUCGAUACAUCUUGGGUGGAAGCGGUUUCUUUGACGUUCGUAGCGAAGGCGACGAGUGGAUCCGCAUCGCAGUUGAGCAAGGUGACUUGCUUGUUCUUCCCGCAGGCAUCUACCAUCGAUUUACUACCGAUUCCAAGAACUACAUCAAGGCUAUGCGUCUUUUCAAGGAAGACCCCGUAUGGACUCCCAUUAACCGCCCUCUUGCAGACGAUAUCGAGAUCCGCCGUGAAUAUUUGAAGACUGUGUCUGCAAACUAAGCAUUGGACAUUAUCAAUAUUAUCUAGUCCAUAGGAUUCCCCUUGCCUUCUUUGCUAUAUUAUGUUACUUAAAAAGGCCAUUUUUUGAAUAAAACACUGCUGACAGUGUGAAGUAUAUAUUUUCGCCUUUU
This is a messenger RNA of Umbelopsis ramanniana AG, 874 nucleotides long. RefSeq lists its product as uncharacterized. The transcript has 4 exons. The record is from RefSeq and is a predicted model, not a curated record. Lineage: Eukaryota; Fungi; Mucoromycota; Umbelopsidomycetes; Umbelopsidales; Umbelopsidaceae. Bases 216 to 743 code for a protein of 175 amino acids. Gene Ontology annotation, molecular function: acireductone dioxygenase [iron(II)-requiring] activity.